Molecule: messenger RNA, 1676 nt
Organism: Tupaia belangeri chinensis (Chinese tree shrew)
Lineage: Eukaryota; Metazoa; Chordata; Mammalia; Scandentia; Tupaiidae
Product: anthrax toxin receptor-like
Exons: 16
Coding region: 396-1676 (426 amino acids)
Cellular component (GO): cell surface; plasma membrane
Molecular function (GO): transmembrane signaling receptor activity
Source: RefSeq, a predicted model, not a curated record
CAGAUCUCUGACACCACCUACCCGGCCACGCCCCAGUGAAUCUUGGCAGGCUUGUUGUGGCUUUAACCAAUAGAAUAGAGUAGAAGUGACACUGUGGCUUCCCAGGUGAUGUCAUCAAAGGCUCUACUGUUUCUGCCUAGAUCACAGUAAAUCCUCCCUCUUGGAACUCUAGGCUGCCAGGUAAAAUGCCCAACCACCCCAAAGCCACCAUGAUGGGAAGAAGCCCAAGUCACAUGGAGAGAGGUCACAGGCAGGCUCUCCAGGCCAUCACAUCCCAACUCUCCUGUACCUAGAAGCCACACAUGAGGCCCCGGACAUUUGGAGCGCUCCCUACUCUUCCCUCUUUGAGAAUCUGACCCACAGAGCCUGUGAGCAGAAUAAAUGGAGCCUGCCACAUGUCACUCAGAGCGAGAAGCUUCCUGUCCCAUGGCCCCAGCUGGAGGAUUCCUCACCUUGACCGGGCCUCCAGAUUGACCCAUCACCACCGGCACCACUGGCGCCGGGAGGCCAGCGAGAACUGCCAGGGAGCCUUCGACCUCUACUUCAUCCUGGACAAAUCAGGUAGUGUGAAGCGCAACUGGAUAGAAAUUUACAAGUUUACAGAGAGCAUCGUAAAGAAGCUUGAAAACCCGAACGUGCGCAUGUCCUUCAUCACCUACUCCGACGAAGGUGAGACUGUGAUGCCGCUCACCUCAGACAGAACAAAAAUAAUUCAAGGUCUUGAGAGACUUAAACAAGUCAGGACUUACGGAGCAACCUUCAUGCAGGAAGGAUUUAAAAAGGCUAACGAGCAGAUGAGAAGAGCCAAUUCUGCAGGUAAAAAGAUUCCCAUAAUGAUGAUUGCUUUGACGGAUGGGACACUGUAUCCAGAUCAAUUUAGGGACACUCAAGUGGAAGCUAACAGGGCUCGGAGCAUGGGGGCGACCAUUUACACUGUGGGUGUGAUGGAUUAUAAGAAAGAUCAGAUAGUGGCAAUUGCGGACAGUCCGAAUCACAUGUAUGCAGUGGACAAUGGAUUCAAAGCCCUGCAUGGUAUCGUCGACUCACUCGCUUCAGAUACCUGUAUUGAAGUGACCUCUGUGGAGUCGUCCACGGUGUGUGCAGGAGACCCCAGUCAGGUGGUCAUUAAUGGACGUGGCUUUCAUAACGCAAAGUGGAAGAGCCAAGUCAUCUGCAGAUUCAAGUUCAGUGACAACCAGUUCAUUGACAAGAAACCAACCAGUAAAGACAACACAUCCAUAACCUGCCCUGGACCCAAGUUAGAGGCACCUGGAAUGAAGGCCUUGAUUGAAGUCAGCCUGGACAAUGGCAUCAGCUUUCUCCCCAGCAACGUCAGCAUCACCAGCAUCGACUGCGACAAUCCACCAGAGCCUGAGAAACCACGAGAGCCUGAAAUCCCACCUGAGGCUAGUACCCCCCAAAGCCUGAGGGUCCCCCAGACUCAGAACCCCCAGAGGCUGGGGCCCACCACAGUUGAAAUCCCCCAGGGCGGUGACAGCCCCAAAGGUGCCGACGCCCCCGGGAACCGGGAGGUGCCCAUUCCCGGGAAUGGCCAGAUCCUGCCACCAGGGCAGGCAGGAGAGCCCAGGGACAGGAGGCUUGGGGCAUUUUCCCUGAGGGACAUUCCCUGCGGGGUGUUCCUCACUUGUCCUGGGCUCACCUGCACCCUCUGCUGA